AAUGAGAUGCACCGCGGGGCCCGCCCCGCAGCCGCACGGGGCCAAUGGCGCUGUGGCUGCACGCGGCAGGCUCCGGGAAGAUGGCUGCUGCAGUGCUGCUGGCACUGGGUUUGCGCUGUGCGCGCAGAACUCUGGCGGCCGCGGGGCCCCGGGGGGCGCAGGCUCGAGGAAACGCAGGUGUGACUGAUGGGAGUGAAGUGACCAAGGCCCAGACAGCAGCUCCUGGAGGAGCUGCACCAACCAUCUUCUCCCGGAUCUUGGACCGGAGCCUUCCAGCUGACAUUCUGUAUGAAGAUCAGCAGUGCCUAGUGUUCCGGGAUGUGGCGCCUCAGGCUCCUGUGCACUUUCUGGUCAUUCCUAAGAAACCCAUUCCUCGAAUUAGCCAGGCUGAAGAAGAAGACCAGCAGCUUCUAGGACACUUACUUCUUGUGGCCAAGAAGAUAGCAAAGGCUGAGGGUCUGAAAGACGGGUAUCGGCUUGUGGUCAACGAUGGGAAGAUGGGCGCGCAGUCCGUAUAUCACCUUCACAUUCACGUGCUUGGAGGACGACAGCUACAGUGGCCACCUGGCUAACCCUGACAGCUGCCCAAGGACCACAGACCUGGAUGCUUGGGUAGAGAGAGUUGGAAAAGGAAUCCUGUGCUGUUAAUAAAAUCUAUUCUCCCUCAAUAUUGCAUCUUUGUCUAA
Molecule: messenger RNA, 686 nt
Organism: Acomys russatus (golden spiny mouse)
Lineage: Eukaryota; Metazoa; Chordata; Mammalia; Rodentia; Muridae
Gene: Hint2
Product: histidine triad nucleotide binding protein 2
Exons: 5
Coding region: 45-572 (175 amino acids)
Cellular component (GO): cytoplasm; mitochondrion
Molecular function (GO): hydrolase activity
Source: RefSeq, a predicted model, not a curated record